Molecule: messenger RNA, 325 nt
Organism: Aspergillus vadensis CBS 113365
Lineage: Eukaryota; Fungi; Ascomycota; Eurotiomycetes; Eurotiales; Aspergillaceae
Exons: 1
Coding region: 38-235 (65 amino acids)
Source: RefSeq, a predicted model, not a curated record
CAACGGUCACGGUCCAGCAGCCCACCCAGGCUAAGUGAUGCGCAAUAUCGUUACAAACUUCUCCGGCGUGCAAAUAUCUUUGUUGACGAUGAUAUUCCCAUGGACAUUCAGCAACAUACGAAUAAUUAAAUAUUCCAUGCAUCAGAUGCUUACGAUGAUUACUUAUACAGGGUCUCCGAGAAGCUCCGGAACAAAUCCAAAGAACUGGUCAGGAAAGCACUUGGAAUAUCCAUAGGAAAUGAAUGGAGAUAUCUGAAAGGAAAGAGAUGCACUUUGAUUAAUUGAGAUAGCUAGAAGAUAUCAGACAAAUAGAGAGACAUGAGAU